This is a messenger RNA of Pelagomonas calceolata, 1197 nucleotides long. Lineage: Eukaryota; Pelagophyceae; Pelagomonadales; Pelagomonadaceae. The record is from the annotation of a GenBank genome assembly.
GCUUCACAGCGCUUUGUCCAGCGGUUUUUGCGGAUUACGCGAAACCAGGGGCUUAGUUCACGUCUUGUUUGUCAUCAAACAACUCCUGUGCUGCGCGCGGAGAACCCUGCAUCCAGUCGCUGCUUGAAACGGCUCAGUACACAGCAAAUAAGCAAAGGCCCAUCCUAGGGGCGUUGCGUAACAAUGGGCUGCGGCGCGAGCCAGCACCGCCAGCCCUACGACAACACUCGACAAGUGCACCAGGACCACCAAGAUAGCCGGAGACUGGUGCGGCUGCGCGAUGUCGAUGAGCGCAACACGCAGCGCCACUCGACGCGCGAGCUGCAACGGGUCGACGUCAUCAAGGCGCGGCGAAGGGAGAGCGAAGCCGCCAUCGCGAACCUGCCCAAACCAUCAACGCCCGAAAAACUACCUUAUCUAAAAAAGCGCAUGUCGGCGCUCAUGUCUCCGGAGCGCGAUGCAUUAAAACGCGACCUGUCGUCCCUAUCGAAGAGCGAUACUAGUUCGUUAGCGUCGCGAUUGGCCAAGCUCGGUCUGGCCUCGCACGAGAUGCGCGGCGACGGCAACUGCCAGUUUAGAGGAUUGGCGUUCAACCUGUUCGGGAGUCAGGAGCACCACGCCAUUGUGAGAAAAGCGUGUUGCGAUCAUAUCAAGACCCAUGCGGAUUUUUUCAAAGUGUUCUUCGACGGUGAUCAAGAAUUUGAGAGGUACUUGCACAAUAUGUCUCAGGAUCGGCACUGGGGCGACGAAUUGACGCUGCGCGCGGCCGUCGAGGCGUAUUCGUGUAUAGCGCACAUUAUUAGUUCGGAGGCGCAGAACUGGUAUCUUGUUUACACGCCUGAAAGUACCGAUGAUGUCGAGAUGAUGUUACCAGUGGGUGUGGCGGCGCCGCCCAAAAACAAGGAUGUGUAUCUAUCAUACGUGUCGCCGAUCCACUACAAUUCGGUGGUGGUUAGUACGGUCGACAACCAAGGCAUGGCGGGCUGGGCGCGGACGGAGGACCCGGCGACGGGCCGGACCUACUACUUUAAUGUGGAGACGCGGGAGACGAGCUGGACGUGGCCGCCCGAGACUUCGUGAGCCUCCGCGCCAUCGAGGAGCCGACGCGAUCACGGGGACACCGUCGCGUCGACGGCGUGGGGCGCUCGAAGACGGGCUUAUCAGUAAUGUGAAAGAAAUGUGUUCAACAGACAUGCC